AUGACACAAGUGCACACCGGAAAAAUGCAUGGCACAGGAGAAAAUAAAAAUCGAGCCGACGUCAAUACGAAAGCUGUGUUGGGUGCUGUUCACUCCGGCAUUGGGGAAACCGCUUUGAACAAGCUAUUAGCCUGUUUGAAUGUUCCUCCGAUAUCAGCAAACCUGUACAAGAGAUAUGAACGGGAAAUCGGGCCAGCUAUAGAAGCUGCUGCAAAGGACUCAUGUCGGAAAGCUGCGGAGGAAGAAAAACAAUUAGUGAUAGCUAAUGUCGACAAGUUAUGUCAGGAGAUGUAAGUUUCAUAU
Messenger RNA from Venturia canescens, 303 nucleotides. RefSeq lists its product as uncharacterized. NCBI's taxonomy places the organism in Eukaryota, Metazoa, Arthropoda, Insecta, Hymenoptera, Ichneumonidae. Bases 1 to 294 code for a protein of 97 amino acids. The record is from RefSeq and is a predicted model, not a curated record. The transcript is spliced from 2 exons.